CAGCUGUCAGCACACCUCAACUAAAUUUUUACUCCUUUCAUUUACGGGGCUCAGCCAAAACGGGCUCAAACCCAUGUAACUCUCUCUCUCUCUCUCUCUCUACAUUCCGAACCCCAGCAUUGCAAUGAAAUUACAAAAGUGGCUCGAAUGAAUUUACACUCGCAAGCCAUCGGAACCACUCCGAGCAACUAGUCUCUGAUCGGAGAAAAGGGGACAGUAUGGGGAUUUGCACCUCGAAACCCCCAAAGCCCAACCCCUACGCCCCCUUCACCGAAGAACAACAAACAGAACAAGCCCUAGAGAAACGACACUCCGACAAGCCCUACGAAACUCCGGCGAGGGGUUCCCGCCGGACCUCCGAUGCCGACGCCGUGAAAAAGUCCCCGUUCUUCCCGUUCUACAGCCCCAGCCCGGCCCGCUACUUCUUCUCUAAGAAGUCUCCGGCGCCUCCGUCGUCGGCGGCGGAGAGCGCGACCUCGACGCCGCGGAGGCUGUUCAGGCGGCCGUUCCCGCCGCCGUCUCCGGCGAAGCACAUAAAGGCGUUCUUGGCGCGGCGGCAGGGGGCGGGCGAUGCGGCGGUGAUACCGGAGGGGGAGGAGAGGGAGGGAGGAGGAGGCGAUACAGCGGCGGCGGCGGGGCUUGAUAAGGGGUUUGGGUUCUCGAAGCAGUUCACGAGUAGGUAUGUGGUUGGGGAGGAGGUGGGGAGAGGGCAUUUUGGGUAUACUUGUUCGGCCAUGGCUAAGAAGGGGGAGCUCAAGGGUCAGCAGGUUGCUGUCAAAGUCAUACCCAAAGCUAAGAUGACGACAGCUAUUGCGAUUGAGGAUGUGAGAAGGGAGGUGAAGAUACUACGGGCAUUGGCAGGACAUAAGAAUCUUGUGCAAUUCUAUGAUGCAUUUGAAGACCAUGAUAAUGUCUAUAUAGCCAUGGAGUUGUGCGAAGGAGGGGAGCUUUUGGAUAGAAUACUGUCAAGGGGUGGGAAAUACUCUGAGGAUGAAGCAAAGGCUGUCAUGGUACAAAUUCUUAAUUUUGUCGCAUUUUGUCAUCUCCAGGGUGUGGUGCAUCGAGAUCUAAAACCAGAGAACUUUCUGUUUACCUCCAAGGAUGAGCACUCCCAGUUAAAAGCAAUAGACUUUGGAUUGUCAGAUUUUGUCAGGCCAGAUGAAAGGCUUAAUGACAUCGUUGGGAGUGCGUACUACGUGGCACCUGAAGUCUUACACAGAUCAUACAGUACAGAAGCUGAUGUGUGGAGUAUAGGAGUGAUAGCAUACAUUCUUCUAUGUGGCAGUCGCCCAUUUUGGGCCCGGACCGAGUCUGGUAUUUUUCGGGCAGUUCUAAAAGCUGACCCAAGUUUUGAAGAAGCUCCUUGGCCUUCUUUAUCUUCAGAGGCUAAGGAUUUUGUCAAGCGUCUAUUAAAUAAAGACCCUAGGAAGAGGAUGAGUGCCGCGCAGGCUUUAAGUCAUCCCUGGAUUCGAAACUGUAAUGAUGUAAAAGUGCCUCUUGAUAUUCAUGUAUUCAGAAUCAUGAAGGCAUAUAUGCGAUCUUCAUCUCUGCGUAAGGCUGCUUUGAGGGCAUUGUCUAAGACAUUGACGGGUGAUGAACUCUUCUAUCUAAAGGAGCAAUUUGCACUAUUGGAGCCAAACAAAAAUGGUAGCAUAACAUUAGACAGUGUUAAAACGGCCCUGAUGAAAAAUGCAACGGAUGCAAUGAAGGAUUCUCGCAUCCCCGAUUUUCUUUCCUCGCUGAAUGCACUGCAAUACAGAAGAAUGGAUUUUGAAGAGUUCUGUGCAGCUGCAUUAAGUGUAUAUCAGCUGGAGGCACUUGAUCGCUGGGAACAACAUGCUCGUAGUGCAUAUGAAAUUUUUGACAAGGGAGGAAACCGGGCUAUUGUCAUUGAGGAACUUGCAUCGGAACUUGGCCUAAGCCCCUCAGUUCCAGUUCAUGCUGUCCUCCAUGACUGGAUACGGCAAGCCGAUGGAAAGCUCAGUUUCCUUGGGUUCAUCAAAUUGUUACAUGGUGUGUCCAGCCGAACCCUUGCAAAGGCACAAUAAAAAGCGAAACACGCCUGGGAAAAUCUCCAGGAAGUUUAACUUUUAUGGUCUUCAUCCAAACAAAAGGAGUCAGAAGUCGUUUACAGAGACAGGUGCUUUGAUUCGUUUUCAAGGGCUUGGCACACUGGAAAGUUUGGACCCCUGCAAUUUGAUUUGGCUCAAGUCUUGAUUCACGAUUCUUAUGCUGAUGCUUGAACUUCACACGGAAUUUGCACAUUCAUGUUGUGCUCUGUUCGAAGCCGGUCACCAAAAUUACAGUUAUUGUGCCUGUUCAGACGGGAACCUUUUUAUUGAUGGAGUGUCAUUUAUGUGCUUUUCAUUCUGUUUUUAAUGUAUGCAAUUGAAUACGCGUUGGUUUCUCUCAGAAGUAUAAUGAAAGUUCCCUUUUUCUUUUGGCCA
Molecule: messenger RNA, 2447 nt
Organism: Rhododendron vialii
Lineage: Eukaryota; Viridiplantae; Streptophyta; Magnoliopsida; Ericales; Ericaceae
Product: CDPK-related kinase 5-like
Exons: 11
Coding region: 219-2048 (609 amino acids)
Biological process (GO): protein autophosphorylation; peptidyl-serine phosphorylation; intracellular signal transduction
Cellular component (GO): cytoplasm; nucleus
Molecular function (GO): calcium/calmodulin-dependent protein kinase activity; calcium-dependent protein serine/threonine kinase activity; calmodulin binding
Source: RefSeq, a predicted model, not a curated record